AUGGUUGAUUUGAUAAGUAGUCUCCCAGACGAAAUCAUUUGUUAUAUUCUUUCUUUUUUUCCAUCCCAACAAGUUGCUGCAACCAGUGUUCUCUCCAAGCGCUGGAAUCUUCUGUGGCAUUAUGUUCCCUCUUUAGAUUUUGACACGGCUAUUGAACAUUUUUGGCGUCUCAAUCGCCAAAAGACUUUCUAUACGUUUUUUAGGUCGGUGUGCUUUUUCUUGGUUGGUCGUGGAGAUCAACCCUUCUAUAGAAUUCACCUCAAAUGUUACUCUUCCAAUGAUAUUACUGAAAGUAUUCCGACACGGAUUCGGACUGCACUGAGUGAAAGUUGUAGAGUUCAAAUCCUCAACCUCUUGUGUCGUCAAUGGAGGGGGAUUGUCAUUCCAUCUGUGGUGUUUAGCUUUAAAACUCUUGUAGCUCUCAUGUUGGAGUGCAUAACAGUGGAAGAUAUUUCCUUUGUUGAUUUGCCCUUGCUUAAGAUCUUGAAACUAAAUAUUAUUAUUUCCUCAAUAAAAAUUGAUCUUAACCCAAUAAAAAUUGAUCUUUCACAUCUUCUUUCUGGAGGUCCAAAUCUUGAAGACUUAAAACUCAGGUUGUUGCCUUGUGAAGCUAAAGGGAAGUUUAACCGAUUGCCCAAUUUAGUUAGAGCCAAGAUUAAUGUUUUACUUCCAUUGGAAAUAUUUAAGGAUGUCAAAGUUUUGAAAUUCGAUUUGUUUCGGUAUCCAAAUUUGAACCUGAAUUUUGACUUUCACAAUUUAGUUCAACUUCAUUUGGAUGUGGACAUGGAUUGGCUUCUGGGGAAUAGGCCGCGGUUGCUCAGAGAAUCGCGGCAUAUUCCACCUGCUACCUCUGACAUUCCCCAAAAGGCAGUUGGGGGAUUCUGA
This is a messenger RNA of Vigna radiata var. radiata (mung bean), 885 nucleotides long. Its product is annotated as F-box/LRR-repeat protein At4g14096-like. The transcript is spliced from 3 exons. Lineage: Eukaryota; Viridiplantae; Streptophyta; Magnoliopsida; Fabales; Fabaceae. The record is from RefSeq and is a predicted model, not a curated record. Gene Ontology annotation, molecular function: protein binding. The coding region runs from base 1 to 885 and encodes 294 amino acids.